AUGCCAGGAUCCAAAGUCCUCGUCCUUGGAGGUACCGGCCCUGCAGGCAUUUGCCUCUUGCGCGAGCUCAUUCAUCGCAAUCAUGAGGUUAUAGCCUUUGCAAGAGAUCCCACAAAGAUCCCAGAAGAUGUGUCUUCUAGCCCACUAAUCGAAAUAAUCGAGGGACAACUCGAUGACACCGAAGCCAUUUCCACAGCAGUGUCCAAGAGCUACGUCGUAGUGUCACUUCUUGGACCUAACAUCAGCAGCUUGAAGCAAGAUCCAAGCCUCUUGGCCGACUUCUAUAGACACUCUCUUUUCCCCUCGAUGCGCCAGCACGGCGUGAAACGCGUCUACGCAAUGGGAACCCUUUCCAUCGUCCGCCCAGAAGAUUCCCGCAGUUUGCUUCGAUAUGGUAUCGUCACAUUCGUGCGUCUUGUUGCUGGUGGAGCCUAUCGCACCAUCAUCAACAUCAGCCAAGCGUUCGAGGAGGAUGCCAAGGACCUAGAUUGGACGAUAUUCCGCAUCGCCGGUAUCCCCGGAGAAUCUGAUCAUGAGAGCUGGAAGAGGGAUAGAGAAGACGGCAAGGCUUUUGUGGGUUGGGUUGCCGAGACGGGUUGGACUAUGUCGCAGAAGCGAGGAGCACUGGCAAGGUGGCUUGUGGAUGCCGUUGAAGGAGGAUUGACAGACUGGAUCGGCAAGAUGCCCGCAGUGAGUAAAUUGGCGGGUAGCUGA
This is a messenger RNA of Fusarium keratoplasticum, 714 nucleotides long. Its product is annotated as NAD(P)-bd-dom domain-containing protein. Lineage: Eukaryota; Fungi; Ascomycota; Sordariomycetes; Hypocreales; Nectriaceae. The record is from RefSeq and is a predicted model, not a curated record. The coding region runs from base 1 to 714 and encodes 237 amino acids. The transcript is spliced from 2 exons.